Messenger RNA from Columba livia (rock pigeon), 3064 nucleotides. It is a transcript of the gene LIX1L, whose product is annotated as limb and CNS expressed 1 like. The record is from RefSeq and is a predicted model, not a curated record. Gene Ontology annotation, biological process: autophagosome maturation. Bases 27 to 1040 code for a protein of 337 amino acids. Gene Ontology annotation, cellular component: cytoplasm. Lineage: Eukaryota; Metazoa; Chordata; Aves; Columbiformes; Columbidae. The transcript has 6 exons.
GCGGGCGCGCUCCCCUCAGAGCGGCGAUGGAGUCGGUGCGGGCGCAGCGGCCGCAGCCCGGGCUGGGGACGCUCCGCUCCCUCCGCCCCGGGGUCACCGGCGCCGCCGCCUCGGCCCCUCCGCCGCCUCCCCCCGCCGCGGGGGCGGCCCCUCCGCCCGCGCUGGGCCCGGGGCUGGCGCUGCCGCCUCCGCCGCCGCCGCUGGGGCUGCAGGGCCCGGCCGCGCCGCCGCCCCCCGGGCCCGGGCCGCCCGCCGUGCUCAGGGAGGCGGUGGAGGCCGUGGUGAGGAGCUUCGCCAAGCACACGCAGGGCUACGGCCGCGUGAACGUGGUGGAGGCCCUGCAGGAGUUCUGGCAGAUGAAGCAGUCGCGCGGCGCCGACCUGAAGAACGGCGCCCUGGUCGUGUACGAGAUGGUGCCGUCCUCCAGCCCCCCCUACGUCUGCUACGUCACCCUGCCCGGCGGCAGCUGCUUCGGCAGCUUCCAGUUCUGCCCGACCAAGGCCGAGGCCCGACGGAGCGCCGCCAAGAUCGCGCUGAUGAACUCGGUGUUUAACGAGCACCCCUCGCGGCGCAUCACGGACGAGUUCAUCGAGAAGAGCGUCUCGGAGGCGCUGGCGUCUUUCAACGGCAACCGGGAGGAGGCCGACAACCCCAACACCGGCAUCGGCGCGUUCCGCUUCAUGCUGGAGUCCAACAAGGGCAAAUCCAUGCUGGAGUUCCAGGAGCUGAUGACCGUGUUCCAGCUGCUGCACUGGAACGGCAGCCUCAAGGCCAUGCGGGAGCGGCAGUGCUCGCGCCAGGAGGUGCUGGCCCACUACUCGCACCGCGCCCUGGACGACGACAUCCGCAACCAGAUGGCGCUGGACUGGGUGAACCGGGAGCAGGGCAGCCCGGGCGCCCUGUCGCGGGAGCUGGCGGCCACGGAGCGCGAGCUGGACGACGCGCGGCUGGCGGGGAAGGAGCUGCGCUUCCACAAGGAGAAGAAGGACAUCCUGACGCUGGCCGCGGGGCAGCUGGGCAGCACACAGCCCUCCUGCUAGGACCUGCGGGUGAACCCGACCCUGCCGCCGUGUUCCUGCCAGGACCUGCGAGAGAACCCGACCCUGCCGCCGUGUUCCUGCCAGGACCUGCGAGAGAACCCGACCCUGCCGCCGUGUUCCUGCCAGGACCUGCGAGAGAACCCGACCCUGCCGCCGUGUUCCUGCCAGGACCUGCGGGUGAACCCGACCCUGCCGCCGUGUUCCUGCCAGGACCUGUGAGAGAACCCGACCCUGCCGCCGUGUUCCUGCCAGGACCUGCGAGAGAACCCGACCCUGCCGCCGUGUUCCUGCCAGGACCUGCGGGUGAUCGCGCUCCCGAGUCCCUCUCUCCGCGGCUCCAGCCGGGGCUCAUCCUCUUACUGUCGCCUCUUCCGGAAUCGUGGCCCGUUUGCACAUUUUUAACCUUUUUUUAAAGAAACAACGCCCUGUACAGAUUUUUAAACUUCAGUCCUUGAUUUUUACACUUUAAUCCUUGAUUUUUACACUUUAAUCCUUGAUUUUUACACUUUAAUCCUUGAUUUUUACACUUUAAUCCUUGAUUUUUACACUUUAAUCCUUGAUUUUUACACUUUAAUCCUCGAUUUUUACACUUUAAUCCUCGAUUUUUACACUUUAAUCCUCGACUUUUACACUUCAGAGCUGGCGUCUGGCCCCUCUCCUCCGCUGGGCGGCUCCUCGUGUCGCGUUUCUGUGAGGAAACGCCGUUAAACCAGCGUAAGUUCGGGAUCGCCACCGCCGGCCCGCGCCCCGGUGCCGGCUGCUCGGCGCCGUUCCCCAAAAUGUGGCACUUUGCCCCAAACUGCGGUUCCUUGGUCACCCAGACCCGCUUCGGGCCGUUUCUCUCCUGUUUCUGUGCUCUAGGCGGGGUCUAGCAAAGCUCCGGCUUGGGAAGGACGCUGAUCGCGCAGCCAGACGCUCCCAAGCGCCUGGGAGGGACUGGAAACCUAAAACCACCCAAAAACGGAUUUAAAAACCGGGAUUUUCUUUUGGCCAGACUUAAAUCCGGGGGAGCAGCCCCCAGGGUUCCGGGUCCAGGCUUAGGCGGGACUUGUGUCUGCUCAGCUUUUCGCUUGUAGGACCUACUUAACUCUCGGUGUAAAUAACGCACCGGACAACAAGUUCCAAGGUAACGAAGGGAUCAGAUGGGCGGUUUUAAUUAGUCUUUGAUCUGGGGGCUUUCCUGGGUUUAGGCCGGUCUGGCUGAGCUCAGAUCCCAGCCCAGUGGGUUGGGUUUUGCUCCAAGCCCACGUUGCAGCGUUUGGCUGCCCCAGACCCGCUGGGAACGUCCUGAUUCGGAGAAACGGGCAGAGACGCGGACGCGCUGGUCCGGCCCAAAGCCAGGCUUUGCCCGGCCAAGGUUAAGCUUUGCCCGGCCAAGGUUAAGCUUUGCCCGGCCAAGGUUAAGGUUUACACAGCCAAGGUUAAGCUUUGCCUGGCCAAGGUUAAGCUUUGCCUGGCCAAGGUUAAGCUUUGCCCGGCCAAGGUUAAGCUUUACACAGCCAAGGUUAAGCUUGGCCUGAGUUCCUGAACCCGUUGGAGGGGAAGCUGUUGAGCUCCUCUCUUGCAGACACAAGUCUUGCUUAAUAAACUGAGCUGAAUCCUGUAAACCAGAGUGCGGAUGCAGGUAAAGCUCAGACUAAGCUUUGGCCCCAGCUCUUCUCUGCCAGAUCCCGGGGUCCGGCCCUUUGCUGCGCCAAAUUUACCCCAUUUUCCCCCAAAAGUCCCCCUAUAUGCGCUAUUUUUAGAAAGAAAUCAUGCCCCGUUCCUCGUCUAACAUAUCCAGACUAAGUCUAGACGAUUUUAGGUUUAAAAAGUGCCCUUUUGGACUUUAGACUCGCGCCCGCUCCUCCCGCCGCUUCGCGCUCUGGAGGCGGAGACGCGCGACCCCGCGUGCUGUCGGCGCCCUGGCUUUGUAUCCUCAUCGCACGAGCCUGGUUUGGGUUGGUUUUCUAUACGUUGUGGUACGCAGCCUCGUUACGCGGCAGCGUGGGUGUUUAACGCGUAUAAACGAGCUUGUGAACGCC